Danaus plexippus (monarch butterfly) is the source of this 1053-nucleotide messenger RNA. It is a transcript of the gene Pop5, whose product is annotated as ribonuclease P/MRP protein subunit POP5. The transcript has 2 exons. Gene Ontology annotation, molecular function: ribonuclease P RNA binding. Gene Ontology annotation, biological process: tRNA 5'-leader removal. The coding region runs from base 548 to 1018 and encodes 156 amino acids. Lineage: Eukaryota; Metazoa; Arthropoda; Insecta; Lepidoptera; Nymphalidae. Gene Ontology annotation, cellular component: ribonuclease P complex. The record is from RefSeq and is a predicted model, not a curated record.
AUCGGAGAUAGGAAGAGAAUUCCUCUCUAAACAUUUAGGACGGAAUUCUAGUGUAGGAAAUUUAUUGCAUCAAGAGUAAAAAGAUUAGGCCUAAAAAAGUAGCCUGAACGCUGCCUGCCUUCUUAACCGCCCUAUUCACAUAUUAUAUAGAUGAAAAAAUGUUCCGAAAUAGAUAUGUUAAAUAUUUCUAGUAAUAAAAGAUGGCACCUUGUGGAAUGAAGCUAAGAGUUGCGUUUAAGUUGGUAAGGCAUAAUUUGUCUUAAUUUGGCAAUAAAUUGCACCACACAACAAGGUGGUACCUCUAGUUUUGCAAGGAUUUUGUUAACUGUGCUUGAAUUUACGAGUGACAAUGACAGAUGUCAAUAUGUUUUUAUUAUAGGUUUAAAAUUUCAAGCAUCUAACAUGUGGUGAUUGGAUUUUCUUAAAGGAUAAUCAUAACAAGUAUUGAAUGAUUAAAUCAUAUUGUGGAAUUAAAAACGGAUGCAUAAUUUAUAUCAAAACCCAAUUGAUCAAUAAAACGAUAACUUUUUAUAUUUAAUAAAAUAAAAUGGUCCGUUUUAAAAACAGAUAUGUUACUGUAGAAAUUAAUGCACCAGCUAUACCUGAAAAUAAACCUCUUCACUUGAAGUCGAAAAUAUUUCAUGACACCGUUAUGGAUAAAAUACAACUUUUAUAUGGUGACUUUGGAGUAGCAGCUGUGAAAAUAGGAUUUCUAGCAAAAUAUUGCAAUGAGAACACACGAAUAGCUAUAUUGAAAUCAAGACAUGGUCCUCAUAAAUUUGUUACGAGUGCCUUACCAUUUGUAACUAAAAUAGGUAAAUUAGAUGUAAAUUUAAGGACUCUACAUGUUGGUGCUACUUUGAAACAUAGUUUUAUGUUCAUCCAAAAGCAUCAAAGAGCUUACUUGGACUCAAUGUGGUCAGAGCUUAAAACUGAUGAGGAAAGAAAAGCAUUGGAAAGUGCUGUCAUGGAUUUUAGUAAGACUGAUGUAGCAAUAAACUUAGAGAAUCUUACAUAAAACUUUUAUUAAGAUAAUAAAUACAUAAUAAGUUA